Messenger RNA from Amorphotheca resinae ATCC 22711, 1124 nucleotides. RefSeq lists its product as hypothetical. NCBI's taxonomy places the organism in Eukaryota, Fungi, Ascomycota, Leotiomycetes, Helotiales, Amorphothecaceae. Bases 19 to 1038 code for a protein of 339 amino acids. Gene Ontology annotation, biological process: nucleoside metabolic process. Gene Ontology annotation, molecular function: purine-nucleoside phosphorylase activity. Gene Ontology annotation, cellular component: cytoplasm. The transcript is spliced from 6 exons. The record is from RefSeq and is a predicted model, not a curated record.
GCACACAGAACUUGAAUAAUGGAGAAUUCUGACACUCCAAUUACAUUCGAGAGCAUUACUGAAUCCGCAGAUGGCUUAAAAUCCAUUUUACCUCCAGGCUUUGUACCGGAAAUCGGGAUUAUCUGCGGGUCUGGCCUGUCAGCGCUGCAACAGGCCGUGAAGGGACCAAGAUAUGAGGUCCCCUACAGCAAGAUCAAAGGGUUUCCAAUCAGCACAGUCCAUGGGCAUGCUGGGAUUUUAGUCUUCGGAUUUAUUGGCUCCUCAAACACACCAGUAGUCUUGAUGAAUGGUCGAGCUCACUAUUAUGAAGGUAAUACCUUGCAAAGCUCGACCUUCCCUAUACGGGUAUUAAGUCUGCUGGGAAUGAGGACGUGUAUCAUUACCAAUGCGGCUGGUGGGCUGGAACCUGCAUAUAAUGUUGGAGACAUUGUUGUGAUAAACGAUCAUAUCAAUUUUCCAGGCCUUGCCGGUGUUAAUCCUCUUCGGGGUCCUAAUCUAGACCAAUUCGGCCCUCGAUUCAUAGCCCUCUCCGACGCCUAUGAUCUCGAACUCCGCAGAGUUGCCCAUCUGGCCUGGGGAGAGCUGUCAAAGGAAAUGCCAAGGAAGAUGGCGAUGCACGAAGGGGUAUAUGCUUUUGUGGGAGGACCCAAUUACGAAACCAGAGCGGAGUGCAGAAUGCUCUCGAAGCUCGGUGCAGAUCUGGUUGGGAUGUCCACAGUACCAGAAAUCAUUGUUGCGAGACAUUGCGGAGUUCGUGUACUCGCUCUGAGUCUGGUUACAAACUCCGCCGUCCUAGACCCAGGGCCGCGAGGAGACGACCUGAAGUUGGCUGGGGUUGGUGUGAAUGUGUUGCAUGGAGCAUUGGACGAAGGCAAAGCCAAUCACGAGGAGGUCUUGGAAACCAGUCGUAAUGCUGCUGAAGGGAUCAAGGCAAGUUGCCUCGGACUGAACCCCUUCCCAAAAGACUUGCUGAUACCUGUCCAGGAAUUGAUUGUCAAGAUCGUGGAGAUUGAAGCAAAGGGUUCCUCAACCCUUUGAAACCCCACCACGUCUCUUUGCCUUCAAUUUCUUGUAAUAUUCUUUCUUGCCGCUAGACUUGGAGGCCUGAAUCUCCCCGUACUUAU